GUUUACACCAACAGAAAACAUCACUUUCCUCUACUUUCCUUCUACUGCUUCCCUCAAAAAAAUACCCCUCGGCGCAUUGAAACCCUCCUCUGGGUCAGCACUUUGCCGACGUGUGUGCGUGUUUCGGUGGUUGUGUGGUGUGGUGCAGGGAAAAAGUGUGCACCGCAUUGGUAAACGAAAGCGAAUAGAUGAACACUUGAAGAACGGUGCAAAGAGCCCGCGAAAUGCAACAGACAGUGGGUGUUUUCGUGCGCCACUCGGCCCGAUGGUCACUGGUGGCUGCUGGUGGACCGGGUGCAGCAUACCGUGCGAGUGGUAGCCGGGAAUGGUUGCGAUUACGGCAGCUGCAUCGACUAGCGCAACCGACACUGGGAAGCCAGCGGCAGAGCAACCGUCCCUUGGCAACACUGGCGAGCAAGGCGAAGAAGGAGAAACAGAAGAAUGCUGCCGCGGAUAAAGCUGCUGCACCGGCCCCAGCAUCGGGUCAAGCAUCGGGUGCCGCGCAAGAAAUGAAGGACGGACCGGAAUUCAUUGACCAUCGUAUCAAGAUCUACGAUGAGCUGAUGGCGCAGUACAAGGAAGAGCUGGAGAAGCGGGAGAAAACCCCGAUCAAGGUCACGCUGCCGGAUGGCAAGCAGGUGGAUGGGUUAAGCUGGCAGACGACCCCGUACGAUGUGGCACGCGGCAUUAGCCAGGGCUUGGCCGACAAUACGGUGAUUGCGCGCGUCAACAACGAGCUGUGGGAUUUGGAUCGUCCGCUCGAGGGUGACUGCAAGCUGCAGCUGCUCAAGUUCGACGAUCCGGACGCACAGGCCGUCUUCUGGCACAGCUCGGCGCACAUUCUGGGCGAAGCGAUGGAGAAGCGCUACGGCGGCCACCUCUGCUACGGACCGCCGAUCGACAACGGGUUCUACUACGACAUGUUCCUGGAGGGCAGCGGCAUUUCCAACCAGGACUACGGUGCGCUCGAGUCGGAGGUGAAGCGCAUCGUGAAGGAGAAGCAACCGUUCGAGCGGCUGGAGAUGAAGAAGGCCGACCUGCUGCGCAUGUUCGAGUACAACCAGUUUAAGGUGCGCAUCCUGAACGAGAAGGUCACCACGGAGACGACCACGGUAUACCGGUGCGGUCCGCUGAUCGAUCUGUGCCGCGGUCCGCACGUGCGCAACACCGGCAAGGUGAAGGCGCUGAAGGUGGUGAAAAACUCGGCCACCUACUGGGAGGGCAAGGCGGACGCGGAAACGCUGCAGCGCGUGUACGGCAUCUCCUUCCCCGACCCGAAGCAGCUGAAGGAGUGGGAAAAGAUCCAGGAGGAGGCGGCCAAGCGCGACCACCGCAAGCUGGGCAAGGAGCAGGAGCUGUUUUUCUUCCACGAGCUGUCGCCCGGGUCGUGCUUUUUCCAGCCGAAGGGUGCCCACAUCUAUAAUACGCUGAUGGGCUUCAUCCGCAGCGAGUACCGCAAGCGCGGCUUCCAGGAGGUCAUCUCGCCGAACAUCUACAACGCGAAGCUGUGGCAAACGUCGGGCCACUGGCAGCACUACGCGGAGAACAUGUUUUCGUUCGAGAGCGAGAAGGAAACGUUCGCGCUGAAGCCGAUGAACUGUCCGGGCCACUGCUUGAUGUUCGACCAUCGCAAUCGAUCGUGGCGUGAGCUGCCGCUGCGCAUGGCCGACUUUGGCGUGCUGCAUCGCAAUGAGCUUUCCGGUGCGCUGACCGGGCUGACGCGUGUGCGCCGGUUCCAGCAGGACGAUGCGCACAUCUUCUGCAUGCCGGACCAGAUACGGGAGGAAAUUACGGGCUGUUUGGACUUUUUGCGCCACGUGUACACCAUCUUCGGGUUCACGUUCAAUCUGGUGCUGUCGACGCGGCCGGAGAAGUACCUCGGCGAGAUAGAGGUGUGGAAUGAGGCGGAAAAGGCACUGGCCGACUCGCUGGACAAGUUCGGCGAGCCGUGGAAGGAAAACCCGGGCGAUGGGGCGUUCUACGGGCCGAAGAUUGACAUAACGAUCAUGGAUGCGCUGAAGCGCAACCAUCAGUGCGCCACGAUUCAGCUCGACUUCCAGCUGCCGAUUCGCUUCAACCUGAACUACAUCGACGACAGUGGGGAGAAGAAGCGACCGGUCAUUAUUCACCGGGCGGUGCUCGGCUCGGUGGAGCGUAUGAUUGCCAUUCUGACGGAGAAUUACGCCGGCAAGUGGCCGUUCUGGCUGUCCCCCCGGCAGGUGAUGGUGGUGCCGGUUGGUCCGGCCUACGACGAUUAUGCGGACCAGGUGCGACAGCGGCUGCACGAGGCAGGAUUUAUGGUAGAGGCCGAUCUGGAUGCGGGCGAUACGAUGAACAAGAAGAUUCGCAAUGCGCAGCUGGCACAGUUUAACUUCAUUCUGGUGGUUGGCGAAAAGGAACGCAGCUCGGAAACGGUCAAUGUGCGCACACGCGACAACAAGGUGCACGGCGAGGUGACCGUCAACGAUCUGGUCACCAAGCUGUCCAAGCUGCGCGACGAGUAUGCACGCGGUGAGGAUCAAUUUUAAGCGGAAUUGGCGACCAUUUCUCCCCCGGAAGCAUUUAGAGAGCGCUAACGUCGCGCAAUUGCGCAAUUGUGUUUGCCGCGCAAAACGUGGCCGCGUAAAUUAGACAGGGUCUGAUAAUUCUUUGAUUUUUUUUUCUACGUAAGUUAUUGCUCAUCAUUCGUUCUGCUUGGCCCAUUCUUAUUCGCGCUACAGAUACUGAAAUGGAAUAAAAUUCGUUCUAAAAUAUAAAAAAU
Anopheles arabiensis is the source of this 2761-nucleotide messenger RNA. It is a transcript of the gene ThrRS, whose product is annotated as threonine--tRNA ligase 1, cytoplasmic. Gene Ontology annotation, cellular component: cytoplasm. The record is from RefSeq and is a predicted model, not a curated record. NCBI's taxonomy places the organism in Eukaryota, Metazoa, Arthropoda, Insecta, Diptera, Culicidae. The coding region runs from base 225 to 2528 and encodes 767 amino acids. Gene Ontology annotation, molecular function: ATP binding; threonine-tRNA ligase activity. Gene Ontology annotation, biological process: threonyl-tRNA aminoacylation. The transcript is spliced from 4 exons.